AUGGCACCAAUCAUAGGUGCCGCAGGAAUUGCUUGCACCCUAUGUUUGGGUCUUUUCGUGUAUCUUAGCAAGCGAGCUCAAGCACCCAGCAAACAGAGCAGAGGACAUGGUCUUCCGCUUCCGCCUGGGCCUAAGCCACUGCCGUUUCUUGGGAAUGCACUUGAUAUGCCUGUGAAACGUGAAUGGGAGGCAUUUGCCAAAUGGGCGAAUGAAUAUGGUGAUAUUGUUCAUGUCAGCGUCUUCGGCCAGAACUUUAUUUUCCUCAAUUCUGCCAAAGUUGUGAACGACCUGUUCGACAAGAGGGGUUCUAUCUAUUCUGAUAAACCUCGCUUACCAUUACUCACAGAAUUACUAGACUUUGAAUGGAACUUCGGUUUUAUGCCCUAUGGAGAGGAGUGGAGAAAGUAUAGACGCAUGUUUGUGGGCAAGUUCGGAGCUAGCGCUGCUCAUAUCUUCAAUCCAAUCCAUGAGCGUGUCUCGGGCCUAUUGCUACAGCGGUUUUUGGAUACUCCAGAGGACUUCAUAGAUCAUCUUCGCCUCCAUGCGGGUCAGAUUAUCAUGAUGUCGACAUACGGUAUUUUUGUAGAUUCAAGACAGCAUCCAUAUAUUCAAAUUGCCCAAGCCGUGAUGGACUCAGUUUCUGAUGCUGCACGAGCUGGGGCAUACCUGGUAGACGCGUUUCCGAUCCUGAAGAAAGUACCAACGUGGUUCCCUGGAGCGCAUUAUCAGCGUGUUGCUCAGGGCUGGGCUGCGGAAGUUCGAAGGCUUAGGUUCAUUCCUUUUCUUGCGAGCAAGAACCAAUUGGCCGACGGCAAAGCGCCACCUUUUCCGUCCUUUGUCGCUGAUGAGCUAGAGGAAAACGGCUAUGACGAGAAAGACGCUGAACUGAUGAUUCAAGAUUGUGCGGCUGUCGCAUACGGAGCGGGAUCCGACACUUCCGUCGCAACGCUCACUGCAUUCGUUCUCGCAAUGGUUAUUCACCCGGAAAUUCAAAAGAAAGCUCAGGAAGAGCUUGCAGCAGUCGUUGGAACUUCGAGGCUCCCUACGUUCGCUGAUCGCAAUGAUCUCCCAUAUAUUUCAGCCAUCAUGAAGGAGACAAUACGAUGGCAUACAGUAGCUCCGCAGGCACUCCCGCAUACCCUCAGAGAAGAUGACGUAUAUAAUGGUUAUCAUAUCCCAGCAGGAUCCAUUGUUAUCGGCAAUACUUGGAAUAUUACGCAUGACCCGGCACUCUACCCAGACCCUAUGGAGUUCAAGCCGGAACGUUUUAUUAAUUCAGAAGGCAAACUCGAUUUUUCCGGCGCCACGGACCCGUCAAAGUUCGCUUUUGGUUAUGGCAGAAGGAUUUGCGCCGGAUGGCACUUCGCUGAGAAUACGAUAUUCAUUACAAUAGCACUCGUUUUGCACUGUUUCAACAUCACGAAUGCAAAGGAUAAGGCUGGGAUGCCCAUUCCUGUCUCUCUUAAUGCUGGUUCUGGUGUCAUUUCGCAUCCUGAGCCGUUCCCAUGUUCCAUCACUCCACGCUCUGCCCAGGCGGAAGCCUUAAUUCGUCAAGCUGCCGCCUCCGCCCAAUUUGUCUAG
This is a messenger RNA of Fomitiporia mediterranea MF3/22, 1581 nucleotides long. RefSeq names its product cytochrome P450. The transcript has 12 exons. Lineage: Eukaryota; Fungi; Basidiomycota; Agaricomycetes; Hymenochaetales; Hymenochaetaceae. The record is from RefSeq and is a predicted model, not a curated record. Bases 1 to 1581 code for a protein of 526 amino acids. Gene Ontology annotation, molecular function: monooxygenase activity; heme binding; iron ion binding.